UUCCUUUAAUUAGUAGUUCGUUAAUGGCUUCCACGAGCAGAGGUUCACCUGAUGAUGACGGCUACAAACGAUUUACAGAAGAUAUUAACAAUGUGUCAUAUGGUUCAAAUACAACAAAUCCAAUUGACGAAAUGGGAAGUAGAUCCAGCCUUAGCAGGGAUGAUCUCGCUGACAUGGAUCACUGGGAAAUGAACUACCACGAAGCUGCAAUAUUUUUGGAGGAAGGAGCGAAUAACGAAAAAUUCGACUCCCAUCCUCGUCACCCCUCCGCUCUGCCUGCUUACCUGCUGGUGCACAAUUCUUGGUAUUAUGGGUUCGACAUGUUCUUCUCCAUGCUGUUGCUGCUGCUGGCUCUGGUGGAAAAGCCUUCUUUGGAAAACGUCGAUUUCCCCGUGGGCAUUCACGGUACAUUCGAAUUGGUAGCGCUAGGCGGCAUCGGCGUGGAGUUGAUGAUGAAGCUGAGGUGGAUUGGAUGGAGGACCAUAUUGAGACACAAAAGGACUAUGGUGAAAUGCGUUACACUUUCGAUUAUGGUAUUGGAAGCUAUUACGGUAUUGAUUAGGCAGUCUUCCCAUUUUAGAGUUACCAGGGCGUUGCGACCCAUUUUUUUAGUCGAUACGAGAGCUUGCGGAGGAGUGAGGAGAUACAUUCGACAAAUCCUUCAAUCAUUGCCUCCGAUUCUCGACAUGUUGGGGCUGCUGAUGUUCUUUGUUUGUUCCUACGCUCUACUCGGAUAUUUUUUGUUCAGCGGACACGAGACCAAUCUUUAUUUUAAGACCCUCGGUGACAGUUUUGUUAGUAUGUUCGUCUUGUUGACUACUGCAAAUUUUCCUGACGUAAUGAUGCCCUCGUACGCGAUAACCAAAUGGAGCGCUGCUUUCUUCAUCUCCUACAUUUCCACCGUACUAUAUGUACUGAUGAACUUGAUGCUUGCCGUAGUGUACGAAACUUUCACUGGAUUGGAAAAGGACAAAUUUAGGAAGCUCUUGUUGCACAAACGACAAGCCUGCAAAUUGGCCUUCAGACUGCUCGUCAGCAAGCAAACGCCAAAUCAUAUCAGAUUUAAGCAAUUCCACGGUUUAAUGCGGUACUAUUCACCAAAGACCAAACUUAGAGAUGUAGUAUUGAUAUUCCGGCAAUUGAACAAAUCGAAUAGCGGCCAGCUGAGCCAAGACGAGUUUCUUAACGUUUACGAUAGCCUGACGUUAAGAUGGAGGAACAAGACGCCGAUAGAUCCUUGGUUUUCGGCAGCUUGGCCUCCAUUGAGGAUGUUCUGCAGGUCCGCUAAAACGGCGGUGACUUGGAGGUUUUUCGAACACAUUGUCUACGUUUUGAUUAUAACGAAUGGCAUCGCUAUGUUUAUAAGAGUCGUGCAAACCUCGUCGAGUUUAGUAGAAGGAGCUAGAUUGUUUUGCGCGUCUUGGGAUACUUAUCUCUUCUUGUUUUUGUUUUUGUUGGAAGCUGUGCUAAAAAUUAUUGGACUGGGUUGGGCGGAGUAUACGUCUUCCGGAUGGAAUUUGUUCGAUUUAUCAGUUACUCUUAUGGCGUUGUUCGGGGCGUUUUUAUUAACAAUGAUGCCUAAUUUGACCAUUGUUGUUAUAUUAAGACCGCUUAGAUUAUUGAGAUUGUUCAAAAUCAAAAAACGAUACAGAGAUAUUUUCGGAACGUUGGUGCUACUCAGUCCUCUGAUGUGGUCCACGGGCAUCGUAAUGAUGGUGAUGUAUUAUUUCUUCGCGAUCAUCGGCAUGGAAUUGUUUUCACCAUACAAUCUGAAGAAUUGCUGCGUCAAUACAACCGUCGAGGACUUCUACAAAUCUAACGGAACCUCCAGCGGCAUAGGAUACUACUAUCUGAACAAUUUCUCCAAUUUACUGAUAUCAGGCGUGACGCUUUUCGAAUUGACCGUGGUGAACAAUUGGUUUAUCGUAAUGGACGCCUACGCUUCGGUUGCUAACAAGUACUCCAGAUUGUACUUUAUGCUCUUCUAUCUGUUUACGAUGGUCGUUUUAACCAUAGUGGUGGCCUCGGUAUUGGAAGCGUUCCGGUUCAGAAUCCAAUACAAACAACAGACAUCAAAAAAAGACGAGGAACUCAUGCUUCACGAGGAAGUCAUUGUGGAUUGGGUAUCUCUGCAAUCUCAAAUUCACGAAGUCCGUUUACUGGAAACGCUUCAAACCGAUUUCAUUGUCGGGGGAGUGGUGGCUUAUGUGGGACGACGAAGGAGGACGAGGGAAGUUUUGCAACACCACAUGUACGCUACUGAAAUAAAACAGUGGCUGGACGAGGCGGAACAAGCGGAAGGGGAAGAUAUCAAUUUGAUCAUAGAAGAGGCGCAGAUCAAUGCGAGAUUAAUAGCGGCUUAG
Phyllotreta striolata is the source of this 2363-nucleotide messenger RNA. NCBI's taxonomy places the organism in Eukaryota, Metazoa, Arthropoda, Insecta, Coleoptera, Chrysomelidae. The record is from the annotation of a GenBank genome assembly.